AUGGUACUCCAUUCGCCAAUUCCCCUCGACCAGUUGAAAUUCAACACUCCCGUUCCCUACGAGCUGCACGUGGACCGGGAGCUGUUAAAAAUCACCAAGCAGAAGCUGGCUUUAGCUCGCUACCCAGAAGAGCAGUCUGAUUUUGGGGAAAACAAUUGGGCCCAAGGCGCUAAGGUGUCUCGUGUGAAACAGCUUGCGGAAUACUGGCAGAAUAAGUACGACUGGGAUACACAAGAGAGAAUCCUGAACGAUGCUUUCAACCACUUCAUUGUGAAGCUUAAUGUUCCAGGAUAUGGUACACUCGUACUUCACUAUACUCACACGCGCGCCUCCAGGAGCAAAUCAAUCCCUCUCCUAUUCUCCCACGGCUGGCCAGGAUCAUUUGUUGAGGCACGCCGGGUUGUUGAGCCAUUGAGCAACCCAAAGGACGCCAAAGACCCAGCUUUCCAUGUUGUUGCCCCCUCUAUACCCGGGUUUGGCUUUUCUCCUGCGCCUACAAAAUCUGGAGUUGGACCGAAUAUUGUCGCGCGCGCCUACAAAAUCCUGAUGACAGAAGUCUUGGGCUAUACAAAAUUUGUCACGCAAGGAGGAGACUUUGGAUCGUUCAUCACCCGCUCUUUGGCUAUACAAUAUCCCGAUCAAGUCCGGGCUCAACAUCUAAACAUGUUCCCAGUGCCUCCGCCAACUCUCUUCUCCGCUCCCUUCGCGUAUAUCCGUUGGUGCUUUUCGGUAUUUACAUACUCGGCAUUUGAGCACAAGGCACUACAGGUUCGGUGGAACUUUGAGCAAGAUCAGAGUGGUUAUCUCGAGCAGCAAAAGACCAGACCUCAAACUCUUGGAUUUGCUCUAGGUGACUCGCCGAUCGGAUUGCUUGCCUGGUUUGUGGAGAAGAUUCACGAUUGGGCCGAUGUUUACGAUGCAUUUAGUGACGAUGACAUGAUCACAUUGGUUAUGAUGCACUGGAUACAGGGUGCGACUCCUGGUCUGCGCUUCUAUUGGGAGGCGUUUGGUCGUGGCAUGCACGAGGCUGAAAAAACGUUCGAGACGUAUGUGUCGGCUCCCACUGGCGUCAGCAUGUAUGCAAAGGAGCAACUCCACUGCCCACGGGACUGGGCUAAUCAGGCUGCCAACAUUCAAUUUUGGCGGGAGUACGAGAAGGGUGGUCAUUUCUCGUCCUUGGAGCGCCCUGAUUUGUUCGUGAAAGAUGUUCGAGAUUUCUUCUCGUCAAAGGCUGUUCUCGACUCGUGG
Molecule: messenger RNA, 1248 nt
Organism: Penicillium nucicola
Lineage: Eukaryota; Fungi; Ascomycota; Eurotiomycetes; Eurotiales; Aspergillaceae
Product: epoxide hydrolase family protein
Exons: 3
Biological process (GO): epoxide metabolic process
Molecular function (GO): epoxide hydrolase activity
Source: RefSeq, a predicted model, not a curated record